CAAGGGAGGACGGUAUGGGUGUUAAGGGCUAUAUGUUCAUGGGUCUGGAAAUGUGAGAUACAGCUUGGGGAGGUGUAUGCAUUGAUAUACUGGCCAGUGUGUUGUUCUGUGCUGUGGUUUGAUGGGGUGGUAGCAUUAGAGAGAGAGACGCUAGAUAUCUGGACAGCCUGAGAAGGUGUAUCUGCAUUUAUAUUGUGGCCAGUGUGUUGUUCUAUGUAUGCAUUUCUUAAUGUGUAUCAUGACAUUAGGACAUGGUGUAUACAGCUGGGAAUGUGGGAUAUUGGAGAAGGGAUAUUAGUAGUAGUAGUGUUGUAUGUUAAUCUGUUAUGGCAGUGUGUUGUUCUAUGCUGUAGUGUAGAUGAGGUGGUAGCAUUAGAGAGAGACUUGAUGACUGGAGAGGUGAGGAAGGCAGGGUCUGUGGUGGGCAUGGAACUGGAGACUCUCACUGCAGCAGCCCAGAGUAGAACCCUGAACAGACUACACUCCAGCCACCAUCUUCAUCAACCAGAAGAGUCUAAUCAGAUACAGACUAGUCCAUCUUCUUGAUGAGGUGGUAGCAUUAGAGAGAGACUAGAUGACUGGUGAGGUGAGGAAGGCAGGGUCUGUGGUGGGCAUGGAACUGGAGACUCUCACUACAGGGUAGAACCCUGAGCAGACUGCACUCCAUUCUGAACAAGGCCAGCCACUCCAUGCACACCACCAUCAUCAGUCUGGUCAAGGCCAGCCACUCCAUGCACACCAUCAUCAAUCAGAGGGGUCUGAUUAGCUACAGACAUAGAGGACUUGAAGUGCAUGAUCCCCCUGCCAGUCCAUCUCCUACAGGACAGGCAGGUUACAGAGGUCAUUUGUCCCCAAGGUCGUACAGUUGUUUAAUGCCACACAUCAUAGAGGACUGAAGUGCAUGACCCCCCUGCCAAUCCCCUUCUAACCUUGUGGAGGCAGCUAGACCCAAACCUCCCAAAUGCCCCAUCCAGGAUGAUCACUGCACUAAGGGACUCCCAUAGCACUGCAUAGUCUUCCCGCAGGACACAUCCAACACAAUAUUUAUACAGAAUAUAGAGUCUAUAUAACUCCAACUUUCUUUUGUUUACCACAAGGCGCCUUAUCACAUCAGAUCACCUUCUACCUCUUAAGACGUUUUGGACUUUUGGUUUUUAAAUUAUAUUUCUAUAUUGUGUAUUGUACAGUAUUACACUACCCACUAUAGCGUAUACACUAUAAUACAUGCACAGCUGUGUAACAUGUUCAAUCUAUCAUAAUGUCUGUACAAUAUGUGUAUAUAUGCAUUUGUGUGCAAUAUGUUUAAUUUGUCUUCGUAUGUAGCCCAGUUCAUACGCAUGUGUGUUUGGAGGGUUGGUGAAAAGCAUUAGUGUGGAAGUGUGUGAAAUUAGUGAUUCUUCUGUUGUUUCUAUAGGUUGUUGAAGAGCGAUGCUGCUGAACAGUCCUCUGCCUAUCUGACUUCAGUUCUACAUGAAAACCCUUUACUGCUGACACAGCUGGAUCUGAGUGGAAAGAUACCAGGAGACUCCGGAGUGAAGCAGUUCUGCGCUCUACUGGAGGACUCACACUGCAGAAUGGAGACACUCAAACUGGCAGACUGUGGCAUAACAGGAGUAGGAUAUGCUGCUCUCGCCUCAGCUCUCAAAUCAAACCCUUCACAUCUGGAGGAACUGGACCUGAGAGGAAACGACCCUGGAGACUCUGAAGUAAAGCUGCUUUUAGAAUUACAGCAGGAUCCUGCCUGUAAACUUCAGACCCUGAGGUUGUUGAAGAGCGAUGCUGCUGAACAGGCCUGUGCCUAUCUGACUUCAAUUCUACAUGAAAACCCUUUACUGCUGACAGAGCUGGAUCUGGAGGGGAAGAUACCAGGAGACUCCGGAGUGAAGCAGUUCUGCGCUCUACUGGAGGACUCACACUGCAGAAUCGAGACACUCAAGCUUAAAGGCUGCAGUAUGACAGAUGAGGGCUGUGCUUCUCUGACUUCAGCUCUGGCAACAAACCCCUCACACCUGACACGUCUGAAUCUGAGUGAUAAUAAACUUGGAGACUCGGGUGUGAAGCAGAUCUCUACUCUACUCAGGAUGCCAGACUGUAAGCUACAGACACUGGCGUAA
Molecule: messenger RNA, 2114 nt
Organism: Engraulis encrasicolus (European anchovy)
Lineage: Eukaryota; Metazoa; Chordata; Actinopteri; Clupeiformes; Engraulidae
Product: ribonuclease inhibitor-like
Exons: 4
Coding region: 1575-2114 (179 amino acids)
Biological process (GO): intracellular signal transduction
Molecular function (GO): protein binding
Source: RefSeq, a predicted model, not a curated record